AUGAAUCAUCAAGGGUUUUUUGGAACUGCAAUAAAACGUAAUUCUAAAAAAUUAAAUUCAAAAAGAGGUGAAGAAUGUCUCAAUAAUAAAUUAUUUGCAAAUGAUAAUCUAAGAAAAAUCUAAUUACCAAAAUAACUUACUUAACAAUAUUGUUUCUCUUUAGAGCAAGGAAUACAUGGUAUUAGGUUGGAAACCAAAUCGCCAUAAAAAUAAUUUAGAAUCUCAAACAAUUCUAAAUAAAAUGUUGAAAAUACAUCUUUUUAGCCUGAAUCCUUAAAGUUUUCCUAUAAUCAACAAUACUUAGUAAAUGAUAUAUCUCCAUUGAUAAGAAUAAGACGACUCUAAUUAGAUAAAGUUAGUUAGAAUCAAAAAUAAGUAACAGUAGAUUAGUAGUGUUUUGAUUUUUUAACUAAUUAAAGAAUAAGAGCUUAAUCUUUUGCAGAGGAGAGAUGCUUAUCUCCAGAUCUAAAAAAGAAUAGACCUCGACUUAAUUUACUAAAUUAAAGAAAUCUUUAUAGUGAGUCAUUCAGACAAUAAGAUAAUUAAUCUGAAAAUUACUGA
Molecule: messenger RNA, 561 nt
Organism: Paramecium pentaurelia
Lineage: Eukaryota; Ciliophora; Oligohymenophorea; Peniculida; Parameciidae
Source: the annotation of a GenBank genome assembly